CAGGCGGCAAGGGUCACUUUCGAGGGAGCGUCGCGCGCCCUCCCUCGCUUUGACCUCUGCCUCCUUUUUUUUUUCUUUUUCAAAUUGGUCUUAUCCUCGCGAGACUCAGAUUAUAAACGAAAAAAACAUUACGUGGGCCAUAAUCGUACGGAACUUUGGAAGCCAACUCAAUGGCAUCCUCUACUGCUGUACCUGUAGGUUUUCAUUAUGAAACAAAAUACGUUGUCCUCAGUUAUUUGGGUCUCUUGUCACAGGAAAAGCCUCAGGAACAGCCCUCUCUGUCCACUCAAGAUCCAUCUACGUUUUCACAAGCUGUAGAAAAAGAGAUCUUGGAGAAAGUUAAAGCCGAAAUUGAGGAAGAAUUAAAACAUCUUGAUGAAGAAAUUUUGGAAGCUUUCACUACAACUGGCUUUGACUGCCACACAUCUCCAGUAUUUAGUCCUGCAAACCCAGAGACUUCAAUUGAAGACUGCUUAGCUCAUCUUGGAGAGAAAGUAUUCCAAGAAUUGAAAGAACCUCUUGAAAAGGCAUUAGAGAUCCUACUUAGCAAACCACUGAAUUAUCAGGAAUAUAAAGAGAGGACGCAGGAAGCAGCAAGUCAUGCUAGUGGAUGGAGCAAGGUUUUAGUUCCCCUGGUGAUUCUUCAGAGGUUCUUGGUAGAGCUGACCAAACGGGGCCAAGAACCACUUGGUGCACUUCUGAACUUUGGAGUAACCUACCUUGAAGAUUAUGUUGCAGAUUACAUCAUCCAGCAAGGUGGAUGGGGAACUGUUUUCAGUUUGGAUUCUGAAGAGGAAGAAUUCCACGGAAUCAUUGCUGAAGACAGUAAUGACAUCUACAUCCUAACUAGUGACAACUCAGGCCAGGUGAGCCCACCUGAGUCACCCACAGUAACAACAUCUUGGCAGUCGGAGAGCUUACCUGUUUCUUUGUCGGCCAGCCAGAGCUGGCAUACAGAGAGCCUGCCAGUUUCGUUGGGGCCCGAGUCGUGGCAGCAAGUAGCUAUGGAUCCUGAAGAAGUGAAAAGCUUGGACAGCAAUGAAGGCGGUGAAGAAAGGAGUGAAAACAACUCUUCCAAUUCAGAUAUUGUACAUGUUGAAAAGGAAGAGAUACAAGAGAGUGUUGAGGAGGCAGCAGUGUCGGAAAUGGGCGUGCAAGCAAGGGCUAAAAAAUUGAGCUUGCCAGAAGUCCCAGCUGCCUUGCCGAAAAUGGAGUCUGAGGCUGAAAGCUUGUUGAUUAAAAGACUACGCCCUUCUGCACCGUUGCCCACCGAGGGCCACAAAGAGGGGAGCGCAGUGGAAUAUCCUGAUCCUGAACCAUUGAUGUUGAGUAAAACUGCCAAACAACUAACUCCUUCAAGUGAAAAGGCUUCCCCCAAGCCUGAGAAAAUACAGCUGCCAGAAGAAGCAGCAAAACUACCGAGGGAGAGCUAUUCUGAAGAAAAGUCCCCGGAUGGAGAGGAGAAACCCAUUCUUUUGCCAGAAGGCAAAUCGCUUCUGCUCUACGGUGGGGCAGCUGCAGUAGCGAUCCUGGCUGUUGCAGUAGGUGUAGUGCUGACCCUGAGGAAGAAGUAGUCAGCUGUUCUCUUAAGAGAUACUGUCUGAAUUGGUUGCAUUGACUUAAGAUUUGCUAUGCCUCCUGUUAAUGAGAAAUCUGUGUAACGUGACAGGAAGGUGGGACAUGAGUUUACUGCUAAUUCUAGGACAAUCAUGUUUUUAGUGGCCUGGGACUGGAUCUUCCUCUUUAAUUAUAGGGGUAAUAUUGGAACACCCUUGCACAUCUAAGUAUCUCAAUAUAUCUGAAAAAAUUGGGGUGGGGAAGGUUGCUUAUACACUGGAAAUCGGAUCAUGAAAUCCCAGGGCAAUGGAAAAGUUAAUUGUUAACCCUGGAGAAUUUCUUUAUGUAGCUGCCAUUGCAGCUUCUUUGUUCACCUCCACCUCUUGAAUGAGAGGUUCUCUAAUCAUGUAGCAUGAGGCUACUUCGUAUCUUUUUGUCUCGGCUUCCUCAGGUACUGCAUUGCUCCCAAAUUUUAUGAUUAAACCCCUAA
Thamnophis elegans (Western terrestrial garter snake) is the source of this 2047-nucleotide messenger RNA. RefSeq names its product BCL2 like 13 (gene BCL2L13). Lineage: Eukaryota; Metazoa; Chordata; Lepidosauria; Squamata; Natricidae. The transcript has 7 exons. Gene Ontology annotation, cellular component: mitochondrion. The record is from RefSeq and is a predicted model, not a curated record. Gene Ontology annotation, biological process: apoptotic process; regulation of apoptotic process. Bases 171 to 1574 code for a protein of 467 amino acids.